AUGGUUCAUUGUAUAGUGGUUGGAUGUGCUUCUAAAAGCGGAAAAAGUCGUGUUAGCUUUCAUACAAUACCCAAGAUUGUAUCAAAUCAAGGAGAAGAGCACGAAGAACUCACUAGAGAGAGAAGAAGGCGCUGGAUUUCAGCAAUAAGUCGAGGCGAUACAGAGACGAAGAGAAUCCUCGACAGUGAACGAGUAUGUGGGUUACAUUUUGUGACUGGAAAAGCAGCAGCCUCUUGGGAUAGAUAUCACAUCGACUGGGUGCCAACUCUAAACCUUGGAAAGCCACAAGCGAAGCAGCCUACAGUCGAUAAACAAAAAGAAGAAGCGAGUUUGAAGGCUGAAAGGGCCAAGGAGCGCAGGAAGAGAAGCAUCGAGCGUCAACAAAUCGAAGCAGCUAAGAAGAGAAAAGAGCUGGAACAAACUGGUCUGACUGUGCAAAACAUAGAUUUUGCUAUUGCUAGCACAUCUACUGAAGAUGUUUCAGGCCUAGACGCUCAUUCUGACGAAGCUUGUGGCAGUACAAGUUAUGAAUAUUUUGACAGCGACGAGACAGAGAAGGGAAUUCAAACAGUCGUCCACGAAAUGAUUGAUCGUUCCACUUCAACGGAGGACUUUGAAGUAGUUUCUGAAGGCAGGAGAAAUAGAGGAAUGCAGACUCAAGAAAUCAAUUAUUUGUUUAAGAACUCUGUAUAUCAAGCUCCAGAUAAAGACUUCUUCCAAUCUCCAGAUAAAGUUCGUUUUUACACUGGAUUGUCUUCGUUUGAUAUACUAAUGGUAGUGUUUGAACAUGUAAGCCCGUACGUAUCACGACGAUCAGAUUUAACCAGCUUGAACAGCUUUCAAGAAUUUAUCAUUGUUUUGAUGAAGUUACGGUUAAAUGUACCAUUUCAAGACUUCGCAUACCGUUUUGAGGUGUCCUUAACAAGUGUGUCAAGGAUAUUCACCUCAUGGAUACAUGCAAUGGACUCGAGGCUGUCUUGCUUCAUUCAUUGGCCUGCAAGGGAACAGCUGUGGAAAACUAUGCCAAUGUGUUUUCAGUACACCUUUGGUCGUAAGGUUACUGUAAUAAUUGAUUGUUUCGAAGUUUUUAUUGAGAAACCAACAAACCUUAUGGCCAGAGCUCAGACCUUUUCUUCAUAUAAGAACCACAACACUGUUAAGAUUUUGAUUGGAAUCACACCCCAAGGCACUAUCUCAUUUGUUUCUGAGGCUUGGGGAGGAAGAACAUCAGAUAAAUUUCUGACUGAGAACUGUGGAAUCCUAGAAAAAUUGAUACCAGGAGAUACUAUAAUGGCAGAUAGAGGAUUUACAAUUUCUGAGAGUGUUGGUUUGAAGCAAGGAAAGCUAGUGAUUCCUGCAUUCACCAAAGGAAAAGCUCAGCUGCACCCAGUAGAUGUAGAGCGUUCAAGAGGCAUAGCGAAUGUGAGGAUCCAUGUGGAGCGAGUGAUAGGUCUACUACGAAGGAAAUAUACUAUAUUAGAAGGAACACUCCCCACUAAAUUCUUGAGUUGUGACCAGAACGGUCCCACAGAAAACCAGGUACCCAUAAUAGACCGUAUUCUAAGAGUUUGUUCAGCCCUUGUAAAUUUUUGCCCAUCAAUAGUACCAUUUGAUUAG
Molecule: messenger RNA, 1617 nt
Organism: Nematostella vectensis (starlet sea anemone)
Lineage: Eukaryota; Metazoa; Cnidaria; Anthozoa; Actiniaria; Edwardsiidae
Exons: 1
Coding region: 1-1617 (538 amino acids)
Source: RefSeq, a predicted model, not a curated record